Messenger RNA from Opisthorchis viverrini, 1482 nucleotides. RefSeq lists its product as hypothetical. Gene Ontology annotation, biological process: vacuolar protein processing. Gene Ontology annotation, molecular function: cysteine-type endopeptidase activity. Lineage: Eukaryota; Metazoa; Platyhelminthes; Trematoda; Opisthorchiida; Opisthorchiidae. Bases 1 to 1482 code for a protein of 493 amino acids. The transcript has 9 exons. The record is from RefSeq and is a predicted model, not a curated record.
AUGAAGCUUCAAGUAACACUGGAUGCGAUGCGCCAUUGUUCGAUUCUCAUUGCACUACUGUUCUGCCUCGUCCAUGCUACUCGGUUGGAAGCCAUCGGAUUCCAAAAUUGGUCAUUCAUACUUAACAAUAAUCCUUCAAAGAACUGGGUUAUCCUUGCCGCUGGUUCCAACUCUUGGAUAGAUUAUCGACAUCAAGAUCUCCAUAUCAUUGCUGCUUUAAGAAUCGUUAGUUAUUCCAUAAUCGAAAGUGACACACAUUGCACACAACGGCGUCGAAAGUUUAUUCAAAAUAAAAGCCCGGAACGAAAUACAAACAGAAUUUACGAGCAGUUCAUUUCUUUCUGUUCGACCUACAUGUUGACUUCUCCGAAAACUCGCUGCCGUAUUUCGUUCUUUUAUUUCAGAAAUCCGUUUAAAGGCAAAGUGUUCCAUGAUUACGAGCACGAAGAUGUCUACGGGGGUGUGGUCAUUGACUACCGUGGAAAUGAGGUCAACUCAGAUACCUUCGUGAGAGCAUUGAAAGGUGAUAAGAGACUAGAAAGACAAGGGAAGAAGGUGCUCAAGAGUGGUCCUGAUGACUACGUUUUCAUCUAUUACUCUGACCAUGGUGCACCUUACUCUAUUAAGUUCCCAAUUGGAUCACUUGAUGCCCUGGAGUUCAACGAUAUCCUUGCCUGCAUGUAUCUUAACAAAAUGUACAAGAAAAUGGUGGUUUACAUGGAUUCUUGCUACUCUGGCUCUCUCUUUUACGAUAUUCUUCCUACGAUUGCUGGAACUCCAUAUGGUUUUUCUUUGUUCCUAUCUCUUACCCGCGUGCAGAAGGACAUAAAGAAGCGUACACUGGAUCAACAGUACGAGGAGGUGAAAAAAAGGACGAAACAAAGUCACGUGAUGAAAUACGGUGAAAAGGAAAUGGGAAGUCUCCCAGUUGGGAAAUUCCAAGGGCAUUAUGAUCUACUGACAAACCGGAAUGAUGGGGCAAUUGCGCCUACUGCUGCAGAUAGAAAACCCUCUUCCCGGGCGCAUUUGUUUUCACUGUCUCGAAGCAUGAUGGACGCCACAACCAAGGAAGUACACGAAAGAGCUCGGAGAAAACUGCACCGUGCACUUCAGUCAAUUAUAUUGGUGGCCGCUUCUGGAAGUCGCCAAAAAUAUCCAAUCGCGUGUUGGUUACAUGUGCCCGAAGUCUCUUAUAGUCUGUUGAAUUCCUCUCACAUCUGUUCUUAUAUCUUCUUUCAGCUUGGCCACAUCGUCAAGCAAACGUUUCGCGACAUCGUCGAGGAUGCGACAACUCACCAUAAGCCAACGGUAAAGGGCUUGUCCAAGAGGGAUGAGCUCAUUUGUUUCAAGGCAGUAUUCGAUCAAUUCCAGUCGCACUGUUUUACAAUUCACCAGGUGGGUUGCCCUAAGGGUGCGCGGUGUCACGCAUGCAAACAUGUGUUUACGUUACUUACAAAUACGUUCACUCUUCACGUCACGUAA